AUGUUUCCUGUGCUUCGUAUAUCGAUUCGUGGUCUUGAUCCAGAUACAUUUUAUGAAAUUAAAUUAGAUUUUUCUCAAGCUGAUAGUCAUCGUUGGCGCUAUGUUAGUGGUCAUUGGCAACCAGGUUCAAAACAAGAACCACCGGUAUCACAAGGCCUUUAUUCACAUCCAAAAUCACCAAAUUAUGGAAAAUAUUGGAUGAGUGAUAUAAUUUCAUUUUGUAAAGUUAAAUUAACAAAUAAAACAAACAGUAGUGAUGAAGAUCAGAUUGUUCUCAAUUCUUUACAUAAAUAUGAACCACGAAUUCAUGUUCUACAAGUUCAAGCGGAUGGUAAAGAAAGUAUUCCAUUGUAUACAGUGAGUUUUUCUGAUACCGAGUUUAUUGCUGUUACCGCCUAUCAAAAUGAAGAAAUUACAGCAUUAAAAAUAAAAUAUAAUCCAUUUGCCAAAGCAUUUCAAGAUGCCAAAGACAGAACGGAUCGAGAUCAAAAUGAAGAUACACAAUUUCUUGAUCAAAAUUUUACUUCUUGUUUUCCAAUGUUAUCACCAUCCGUCUAUUCUCCACAUCAUUUUAAUUUUGUCACAAACCCUUCGUCAUCGUGCAUGCAUCGUUUUAUUGAUCGUAAACGUUUAUCAAAUUAUCGUUCAACUCCCUAUACUUUCGGAACUGGUCACCAUCAUCCUCAUCGUACAUCAAACUCAUUUAUUGAUCCAUCGACAUUUUAUUCGAAUUCUCCAUUUCAUCAUCAUGACACCUAUUCAAACGGUCAAAGUGGUGUCAAUUCGAUGCCAUGGCUAGCGCCUUAUUCUUAUCAACAACAAUCGCACUCAUCUCCAUCAUCUUCCGAGACAUACUCAUCGGAUGUUUCAACAUCCAACAGCAGUCAAGUUAUUCGUAAUAUAACAGUAGAACAAAUGGGCCACAAUCGAUUUGACAAAAUGCACAAUCAUACGGGUAUUAACACAUUUUUACGUAGUUAA
This is a messenger RNA of Didymodactylos carnosus, 981 nucleotides long. NCBI's taxonomy places the organism in Eukaryota, Metazoa, Rotifera, Eurotatoria, Philodinida, Philodinidae. The record is from the annotation of a GenBank genome assembly.